Molecule: messenger RNA, 2347 nt
Organism: Erinaceus europaeus (western European hedgehog)
Lineage: Eukaryota; Metazoa; Chordata; Mammalia; Eulipotyphla; Erinaceidae
Gene: CTSC
Product: cathepsin C
Exons: 4
Coding region: 88-501 (137 amino acids)
Cellular component (GO): lysosome
Molecular function (GO): cysteine-type endopeptidase activity
Source: RefSeq, a predicted model, not a curated record
CCUAGGUUAUUUCUGCAUGCACCCGCCCACCACAGCCACCUCGGCUUAUCUGGAACGCAGGGCACCCUGGGUCUGCACCCCGCCAGCAUGAGUCUCCUCGCUCGCCCACUGCUCGCCGCCCUCCUGCUGCUUGUCUGCGGCGCGGGCCCGGCGCGUGGCGACACCCCUGCUAACUGCACCUACCCCGACCUGCUGGGCACCUGGGUUUUCCAGGUGGGCCCCGUGAGUUCCCAACAAGCCACCAACUGCUCCGCAAUGGGUCCAGUAGAAAAGAAAGUAACAGUGCAUCUCAAAAAGAUGGAUACAGCAUAUGAUGAACUAGGCAAUUCUGGCCAUUUCACCAUCAUUUACAAUCAGGGUUUUGAGAUUGUGCUGAACGACUACAAGUGGUUUGCCUUUUUUAAGGAUGUCACUGACUUUAUCAGGCAGCUGUUCGUGCAGCUGGGAACAGUGGGAAUAUAUGAGUUGCCUCAUCUGAAGAACAGACUGGUUAUUAAGUAGAUCCUCCAUUGAGGAGCUCUUGUAAAGCUGCAGCCAGGUAAAGGCAGAGCAGCCUGCACCACCUCUCAGCUAGCAAAGGCCUGGAGUCUGCGAGUCUACAGAACAUAGAGCAGCCUGCUGACCUCCAUCCAUAGCAGCUGUGCACCCAACAUUUCCUUGUCAAGCAGUGCCACCAUUUUGGAUUAUGAACCACCAAGAUUCCUUAGGAUCCACAAAGAAAGAAGUCUAGACAAUUUUAUGGCUCUACCAGCCCACUUUGGCACAAAAAGAACAGUGUGCUUCACAUGCAACAGUUUCUCCAGGCUAGUUGGAAUUUGAAUUUUUGUGUUAUUUCUAACUGGUGCAAAUUCUUCUCAGCAUUAAAUUGUCACUCACUCACUCCCAAAUCACCAUGCGGAACCCCAGCACCUACUUCAAGGUGAAAAGAAGGCCUCAGGAAUGCUUGAGAUGUAGAGAAGUUAUUUCUGAGAAGAUAGUUGGAUACACCACAAGUAAAAGGGUGGAGGUUCAAAACUGAGAUAGUUUUUGUUGGAAUUUGAUUAUUAUCAUUAUUUUUUUUUUACCACAGCACUGCUCAGCUCUGAUUUAUGGUGAUGCUAGGGAUUGAACCUGGGAGGCCCUUGAGUGUGAAAGUCACUUGCAUUACAAUUUUGCUGUCUCCCCUGCCCCAGGAUAGCAGCAUCCCUGACCAGAGAUGUAUAGUCAAUAUUUUUUAUAAGUGUUUGCUUUCUGGAAAAAAAAGGGCCAGCCUUUUGUUCAGAACUUUACAUACUUUAUUUUACAAAAAUCCCCUAACAUGUAUUUUACUGCCUUCAUUCAGUGACUCAUCAUAAGGUGACUCUUACUACACUGUUCUUAUUGUAAAGUGAUAAGUUGGCCUCAAUAUGGCAGCCCUGCAGCAAGAGAGAAGUAAAGCAUACUGUACACGUGCACACACAAACACACACACACACCUACUAUUACUACUACUACUACUACACACACACACAUACACACACACACAUACACACACACACAUACACACACACACACACACACACACACACACACGGAGGUUUCCUGGUGAAUCCAGCCUCUAAGCACCACAAGCAUUGUGGGGUAGAGUUUGUACUACCUUUCUCUCUGAAAUUUAAGACCAGUUAACUGGCUCCCUUAUCAGUGAGGCUCUUCUCUUUCCUAAGAUUCUUUCCCUAAAACCUAAAAUUAACCUUGAUCUUCAAUUUGUUGUCUCAAAAAUUCAAAGGAGAGGCCUGUCAACUAGACUUUAAGAACCUGUGCCAAAUUGACUCUCAUUAAUAAAGCUAUUAUUCACACCGAUUGCUGUGUUUAGCUUUUCCCUGCUGAACAAUGGGCAGGUUUCCUUCUUGGAAGUUCUUAAAGCUGAUAUUAUCAGCCUUGGGGCACUGAGAGUUGGGGCUGGCCUCCUCCCUGUAUGGACGGAGCAAUCUUGGAAUCUUCGAGGGAGACGGCAGGGUUCCCUUGGCCUUUACUGGUUCCAGUGACUUUAUGCUCUUUCAGUGAUUCUGGUAUACUUUUGUGGGGCAUCUUUUUGAUCUAUCUUAGAAGGAUGAGUCACGGGCCAACUGACAACUUCUACUGAGCAAUUUCCUCUUAAUCUACUUAUUUCUGACCUGAUAAAAUUUUCCAUUACUCAGAGCUGUGGUAUCUUCCCACAACUUUCUCCACUGCCAGGGUCACCUUUAUCUUGGUCCCUGAGGACCUCUGCUCCGAUAGCUGCACUGUUGUAGAAUGCUUUGAGUAUUGCUUUUGUCCUAUCUUCAGCUUCUAAUGCACUUAGGACUACAUAGGUGUUACAAAAUAAGUAAAUAAACCACAGGCACUUUUA